Penicillium coprophilum is the source of this 987-nucleotide messenger RNA. RefSeq names its product GPI anchored serine-threonine rich family protein. Bases 1 to 987 code for a protein of 328 amino acids. Lineage: Eukaryota; Fungi; Ascomycota; Eurotiomycetes; Eurotiales; Aspergillaceae. The record is from RefSeq and is a predicted model, not a curated record. The transcript is spliced from 6 exons.
AUGCGUGUCAACUUUAUCUCUUUCGUGGCUCUAGCCACUACAGCUACAGCUCUCCUUGUCACUUCGCCACGAAUUGGUGAAAAGAUUGACCCCGAUAUGCCCCUUACUAUCAAGUGGCAGACUGUCGCAACGGACCCAGAUACCUUCACCAUCGAGCUGGUCAACCAAAAUGUCUAUCCUCCGACAACAGAGGUGGUGGUAGAAGAUAUAGACUCUUCCAAGGGCUCCUACACCGUCAAAGCAAAGUCAUUUACAGGUGUGGACGACGGAAAGGGAUAUCAAAUCAACUUCGUCUCUCCAACCAGUGGCAUUCUGGCUCAGUCUCAGCAAUUCCGAGUCACCGAGCCCGGUGCACUUGCUAGUAGCUCUGGUAAGGAAACCAGCACUGCGCUUGAAACUUCGUCUGCUUCGUCUUUGAUGUCUUCCACCGCGUCGACCAGUGAUCUUACUUCGACUCCUUCCUCGAAUGCUUCCUCUUAUCUGUCUUCGACCGCUCACUCCUCCACCAGUGCGUCUACCCCUACCUCGUCCCAUUAUUCUUCUGCUUCUUCUAUCUCCACCCCUACAACAUCUUCUCUUAUAACCAGCUCUGCAAACCUUGCUUUCUACCUUGACGCUUACCACUCCCACUUCUUCUUCAGUCUCUUCUAUCUCUACACUGGCAACCUCUUCCUCACUCUAUUCUACAUCUACACCUUCAACCUCUUCUUUCAUUACAACGUCAUCCUCCAUUAUAUCCACCUCUGCUACCCAGACUACUUCUACUUCCAUUAUCACUUCGUCUAUGUCACCUACCAGAUCCACACAUUCCAUCUCGACUCUCAUAUCAAGCACUAUCUCUCCUACAUCCCAUUCUACCCAUAUUUCCACUACCCCUGGUUACAUGUCCACCGCUACCCAUUCGAGCACCACAACUUCGACAACUACUCGCCGCACGUCUUCGACUACAACCUCCACUGCUACGGAGUCGGCAACUACUACCACUAA